CAACUCCCAAUUCCCAAGCCAACCACCACAGCAAAGCCUCCCUUCCUUUCCUCUCUUCGUCUUCCUCCUCCCUCCCCUCUCUCCACAGGUCAAAUCCUCCCCUUCCUUGCUUGCAAUCCUAGCAAGCUCCAAGAUCGCGGCAAGCUAGCCUCGAGGGAGGCCCGCCUGCCCGGGCCUCGGGCUCCGGGGGCCCGGUUCUUGAGGUUUCUUGGUCGUGGGGUCGAGGAGGUGGUGGGUGGUGGUGGCUGCGGCUUGGCGCGAUGAACAACCACGCGGCGGGCGGGAGCACGAGCAACGGCGGAUCCGGGGUCGACGGGGAUGGCGGCGGCGGUGGCGGCGCGGCCAGGAGGAACACCAAGAUGCCCAAGUAUUCCAAGUUCACGCAGCAGGAGCUGCCGGCUUGUAAACCAAUUCUAACUCCAAAAUGGGUUGUAUCGGUGUUUUUCCUUGUCGGCGUCAUCUUCGUACCAGUUGGUGUUGUUUCGCUGCUAGCUGCACAAAAUGUUGUUGAGAUAGUUGAUCGGUAUGAUGAUGCAUGCGUGCCAGCCAACAUGACUGAUAACAAGCUUGCUUACAUCCAAAACCCAAACAUAUCCAAAGAGUGCACAAGGACUCUGACAAUUACAGAGGAUAUGAAUCAGCCAAUUUUUGUAUACUAUCAACUUGAUAAUUUCUACCAGAAUCAUAGGAGAUAUGUGAAGAGCCGAAAUGAUGGACAGCUAAGGGACGCUGCGAAGGCAAACCAGACAUCUGCCUGUGAACCUGAGAAAACCACGGCAGAUGGAAAACCGAUUGUUCCUUGUGGGCUGAUUGCUUGGAGUUUGUUCAAUGAUACAUAUAGCUUCACUCGUGGCAAUGAGAACUUGACAGUAGACAAGAAGGACAUCUCUUGGAAAAGUGAUAGGGAGCACAAAUUUGGCAAAAAUGUCUAUCCAAGCAACUUUCAGAAUGGUUUGCUCAAAGGUGGAGGAACACUUGAUCCGGCAAUCCCAUUGAGUGAGCAAGAGGACCUUAUCGUUUGGAUGCGGACUGCGGCACUUCCUACAUUCAGAAAGUUGUAUGGGAGAAUAUAUGUUGACCUCAAGAAGAAUGAUACCAUAACUGUGAAGCUGAGUAACAACUACAAUACAUAUAACUUUGGUGGCAAGAAAAAGCUGGUCCUUUCUACUGCAACCUGGCUUGGUGGGAAGAAUGAUUUUCUAGGAUUUGCGUAUGUUAUAGUCGGAGGGGUCUGCUUUUUCUUGGCAUUUGCUUUCACCUUGCUAUACCUCAUAAAACCAAGGAAAUUGGGUGAUCACAACUACUUGUCCUGGAACAGACAUCCUGGAGGCCGUUAAGACGUCCAAAACACUUGUCGCAUAAAAAUGGCUCAUCCGGUGACAUGUAUCAUGUACUUAAUGAUGAUAUACUGAAAAUUGUCAGGGAGUGUAAUCAGGUCUUUGGUUUGACCUAGACCUUCAUGUACAUCUUAGCAUAAGAACCACGCUGUUUUGUUUCAUUGUUUCUUUUGUUAUUUCGGAACUGCAUAUAGCAGUGAUGAAUAGAAUCGGUACUGAUUGUUUUGUGAUGAAUAGAAUCCUAUCAUUCUGAAUGCCUAAACCGUUCUGUUAUUGGCUUAA
Molecule: messenger RNA, 1619 nt
Organism: Oryza sativa Japonica Group (Japanese rice)
Lineage: Eukaryota; Viridiplantae; Streptophyta; Magnoliopsida; Poales; Poaceae
Product: ALA-interacting subunit 3
Cellular component (GO): plasma membrane; endoplasmic reticulum; Golgi apparatus
Source: RefSeq, a predicted model, not a curated record